UGGAGCGCAGUGGCUACAAGUGCCGCGGCUGGUGAUUGGGGGACUUUUCCGAGGAACCGUUCGGGGGCUAGCGCGCGGUGCUGGAGCCGCACCGAGUGGCCCAGGCAGGAGAAUUUCCAGAAGCUGCUGGGGGAUGUCUGACUAGCUCAGAUGGAGCUCCACUCCCUUGCUCAGAAGAGCAGCCAGGCAGACCUGUGUGAUGCUGUAGACUGCAGUUCAGAAGGGCCUCCUGGGGACCAGGCAGAUGCAGCAGCCACUAGAGCUGCCCUCUGCUGCCAGAGACAGUGCACAUCAACACCAAGGGCAACAGAGAUGGAAGGGUCUAAGCUUAGCCUUUCCCCAGCGUCACCGUCCUCCUCUCUGCAGGACAGUGUUAUUCAGCCAGACUCCUUCCCACCAGGACCUGUCAACUCUGGGAACAACCAAAUAACAGCAGAACAGAAAGUCUGCAACUGCUGCAGCCAGGAAUUAGAAACUUCUUUUACCUACGUGGACGAGAAUGUCAACUUGGAGCAGUGGAACCGGAGCUUCCCUUCAACAAAAGGCAGUAAUCACCCAGGAACUCUUGGCUGGGGAAAUCCAAAUGAGUGGCCCCAUGAGGCUGCCAUGUCCUUGAUAUCUGAAGACGAGGACGAUACAAGUUCUGAAGCCACGUCUUCAGGGAAGUCAGUAGACUACGGUUUCAUCAGCGCCAUCUUGUUCUUGGUCACUGGGAUCUUGCUAGUGAUCAUUUCUUACGUUGUCCCACGGAAUGUGACUGUGGACCCCAACACCGUGGCCGCCCGGGAGAUGGAACGCUUAGAGAAGGAGAGUGCAAGGCUGGGGGCUCACCUGGACCGUUGUGUGAUUGCUGGACUCUGCCUCCUCACGCUUGGGGGUGUUGUUCUGUCCUGUUUGCUCAUGAUGUCUAUGUGGAAGGGGGAGCUCUAUCGUCGAAACCGAUUUGCCUCUUCUAAAGAGUCUGCAAAACUGUACGGUUCUUUCAACUUUAGGAUGAAAACCAGCACUAAUGAAAACACACUGGAACUGUCCUUGGUAGAGGAAGAUGCUCUUGCUGUACAGAAUUAAUUCCGGUCGUGAAUUUCCUGAGGGCCUGCCUUGGCAUUUUGUAUGAAAAAACAAACAAACAACAGGAAAAAAAACAGACAGAUUUCUUAAAAUUAACAGUGUAGUUUAUUUGCCUGGCAAGAAAAGCUGAUUCCCCAAACCAAUAGCCAAUGAGUGUUUUUGUUCAUGAUGUAUCUUUUAUUUACAAAGAAAGCCAUGUAAGAUGCAUAAGAGGAGCCCUGGUGGUGCAGAGGUUAAAGCACUCAGCUGUUAACCAAAAGGCGGCUGGUUCUAACCCACCAGCUGCUCCAUGGGAGAAAGAUGUGGCAGUCUACUUUCAUAAAGAUUACAGCCUUGGCAGCCCUAUGGAGCAGUUCUACUCUGUCCUGUCAGGUUGCUAUGAGUCAGAAUCGACUCGACAGCAGUGGAUUUGGUUUCCUUUUUUUUUUUUUUAAGAUGCAUGAGAAACCACAACCCGUCUACACCUUUCCUUCUAAAGAGCUGUGAUUGCCAUCAGCCUCUGCUUCUAUAGCAAAGGAUUUCUAAUGACUUGACGUACAAAUGAUUUCUUUUACUUGAAUAUGGGAUAUUUUUGGACACUAGGAGGUCCUACACACAGAAUCAGUUGGUAAUCUCUUUUGUGAAAAUGAACUUAAACAUUAAUCACUUAAUAAGUCUAAUGUUUAAUUCUCAAAGGUGCUUAUUCAUUUUCUUGCUAAUUUUUUUCUUUUUUGUAAUUUGGCUAAGUACUAAAAUAGAGUUUUGAGUUUGAGUAUUUUAAAGCUUAAGGAUUUCAGUUAAAAAAAAAAGUUUAAAAAAUAUGUUACAUUUGAAAUUAUUCUUGUACUCAGAAGUGAUAAUAAAGUCAUUAGGGUAAAAAGAAAAUUAUGUAAAUCAUUAUCAGGCGAAUCUGGAUUUAACCCAAAGCAGUAGCACUGGGUAUUAGCCAAUGUCACAUGCUUAUCAGCUAGAUGAAGUAAAAUGAGGCUGAUCUAAAUUUCAUUUUCUCUUUGUGGUUUUGCCAUCAUUCUGGUUACCAGCACUCCUGAAAUCUUUUCUGGUGCUCACACCAGCAUGGCAGUGUGUGAGGCAUUUUUAACAUAUUUUCAGACGUCUAAACAUCUAGGCAGCUCUGAGUCAUGGUUGGCUCAGGCAUGAUCCCAGACGACAUUUUGUUUUUGUUGUUUGAAGAAAACCUCCAAUACGUAGCAGCCAGACUCUUGGGAACUGUGCCUCGCACAAUUUCUCUAUAGGCCAAGCAGCAAGCCGUUGCCCAGGAUGGCAGCCAUUGUUAAACCCACAGUCAAAAAAAUAAAAAAGGGAGAGUGAAAGGUUAAAUUCACUGAUUCAUUGGAACGGCACUCAGCACCUGAACCCAACAUCCCCCCUACAAUAGUUUAGACAUUGUCUGAGCACCUUUUAUGUAGGCCCCUCAGUAAUGGUGAGCUCUUGCCUCAUGACCUGCAGACUCUCGCUCUGUGGGAGGCAUGAUGGGCAAAGUGGUCACAACUUUACAAAAUGCACACCAGGAUCUGACACACUGUCGGGAUAUGAUAAGAGUUCAGGAGGGGUUGGGAAAUGCAGUUUCAGAAAUAUCUUGUGUUUUUCAGCUACUCCUUGAGGUGUUUCCAACCUCUCCUGCUGUAGUUUUUUACCUGCCAUUACUCUGUUAGCAGGAUCAGCGGGGUCAUUCCUCAACAGGACUGGAACCGGGUAUUGAGGUGGGAGAGUGAGAAUGAGGGUGAGAAAAUGAGAAAGUGAUUCUCUUUGUGAAUUCUAAAGCCUCAUUCUUAUGUCUGCAGUAUGUGUUAUUGAGGACUGUGGAAUCACGGGUGACUUUGGCUGGCCGUGUGUGAGUAGGGAUAAUUACGUGAAUGAAUUAAUGUGAAUUAUUGUGGGUGUCAGAGAGAGGAGACAGGUAUUUGAAUUUUUCUGUACCAAUGAGAAAUUAUAUGGACAGCAGAAGAAGCUAGAUGAUGCUCAGUUACUUUACCCUGCUGAACAGUACUGACUCGUAAAUUCAGAAAGAAUGGGAACAAUGUAAACAUCAUUUUUGUUUUCUAUUGCUGACUGUGCGUUUUGAACACACUUUUUGUUUUACUGUGACUCUCGUGUCACAGUUUGUGUGGAAGCCACCUUACCAGCACUGAAAGCUUUAUAUUUGUGGGGGUUUAUGAAUCUUCAGUUUCUAGCCUGCUCGAGGACCCAUUUGGUUGGUGUUGAGGGAGGGAAAGUCUACAGCUUGGCUGAGUUAGUAGGUCUGAGCUGUGCCUUUUUAAAAAAAUGCAUGUUUAUUCAUAGAAGCAAAGUAUAGGUAACUGAACUUUGUUUUUAUUUUUUGGUGAAACAGGAUUAAUUAAACAAAUGGCAGACUAAACCAAAUUCAUGUGAGGCCUCAUUUUCAGUUUAUGAAGGAAGGUCAGUUUGAGAAUCAAGUGUUAGGAAAUUUUUCAGUUUUGUAAAACUGAUGAUAAAGGAGAAUGACCAGUGCUUUUCAUUUGAAGGCAUUUAAUGAAUCUUGCAUUGCUACCAAAUUAUAUAUAGAUCUGAUGUGAUCUAAAGGCAACAUAAAAAAUGCAAAUUAGGAGAAGAAAAUGUCUAGGGUGGAAAAAAAAAAGACCUCACAAUCCAGAACAUACUUCCUCUUCCCCAAGACCUCUGUAAAUAUUUUCUUAAAAUUUAAAAUUCGUAUUUAUUUGGUGAAUGCAUGUUUCAACAAUACUGAAAUCUGCUCCUAUAGAAAACACACCUCUUUACUUUUAAGGCUUUAUUUAUAUGAAGGCAAACCCUUACACCAAGAAGCACUUGGAAAAUCAUCUGAAUGUUUCCUUUAGUGCCGUAUUGAUAUAAUCCAGAUAAUUGCCUUAAUUAACUUGUCCCCAGGACUUCAGUUUGCAUAGCCCUAGUCUUUUAGUCUGUCUCCUGCCAGGGCCUGAAUGCAGGAUUGGUUUCUUAUUAUUUACAGGGAUGUUAAUGAAGCAAAGAAAAGCCAUGAACUUUAUAUACUGUGGUUUCCAACAGUUUUUUGGCUCUGAAUGCAUUUAUUUAGAAGUACUUUGGCAAGACCAGGUGAUAAACAUUACAGACAUUGAACAGACAAUAGCUAUGGUGUUGGUCUUGGAUCCUUCCUGGAGAUUUAUGACCUCACAUCUAUCUCUUCUACACGGUGCUGGUUGUUAUUGCUGAAGUUUUUUAUUGCGAGACCUGGAGAAGCAAAAAAAAAAUUUUUUUUCAAAGAUCCGUAGUUUAGGUCUUUAGCUUAUUCAUCAGGCUUUAGAAAUCUAAACUCAGAGUCACCUUCCUAAUGUUAAAGAAAAGGCAGUUUAUGCUUCAGCAUUGACUCCAAAAUGAGUGAGUAUCAGAAAGAAAGUUGCCUUUUUCUGUUACUACUGGGAUCUAAACAGCAACAAAACCAAACCAAACCCAUUGCCAUCAAGUCAAUUUCGAUUCAUAGUUACCCUAUAGGACAGAGUAGAACUGCCCCAUAGAGUUUCCAAGGCUGUAGUCCUUACAGAAGCAGAUCAAUAGGUCUUUCUCUUUUUGUGGCUGAUAGGAUUGAACCAAUGACCUUUCUGUUAGCAACCAAACACUUAACCACUGCGUCACUCAGUGCUCUUUUACUGGUAUCUACAGUCUGCAAAUGACAGUUGAAGCCUCCUAACGUCUUUCCUGGUGGUGUAGUGGUUAAGUGCUAUGGCUGCUAACCAAAAGGUUGGCAGUUCGAAUCUACCAGGUGCUCCUUGGAAACUCUGUGGGGCAGUUCUGCUCUGUCCUAUAGGGUCACUAUGAGUUGGAACUGAAUCAGCUUGAUGGCAACAGGUUACUGUCUUUUAUAGGAGCCCUAGUAGCACAGUGGUUAAGCCCUCAGCCCUAGAGGGUGGUAGUUUGAACUCAUUAGCCACUCUGGAGGUGAAAGAUGUGGCAGUCUGCUUCCCUAAAGAUUAUAGCCUUGGAAACCCAAUGGGGCAGUUCUACUGUGUCCUAAAGGGUCACUAUGAGUCGGAAUGGACUCACUGGCAGUGGGCUUAUUUUGUGGGUUUUUUUUUCAGAUGUCUUUUAUAAACCAGUCCUUUUUUUUUCUUAUAAUUUUUAUUGUGCUUUAAGUGAAAGUUUACAAAUCAAGUCAGUCUCUCACACAAAAACCCAUGUACACCCUGCUACACACUCCCAAUUACUCUCCCCCUGGUGAGACAGCCUGCUCUCUCCCUCCACUCUCUCUUUUCGUGUCCAUUUCACCAGCUUCUAACCUCCUCCACCCCCUCAUCUCCCCUCCAGGUAGGAGAUACCAACAUAGUCUCAAGUGUCCACCUGAUCGAAGAAGUUCACUCCUCACCAGCAUCCCUCUCCAAUCCAUUGCCCAGUCCAAUCCAUGUCUGAAGAGUUGGCUUCAGGAAUGAUUCCUGUCCUGUGCCAGCAGAAGGUCCGGGGGCCAUGACCACCAGGGUUCCUCUAGUCUGAGUCAGACCAUUAAGUCUGGUCUUAUGAGAAUUUGGGGUCUGCAUCUCACUGCUCUCCUGCUCCCUCAGGGGUUCUCUGUUGUGUUCCCUGUCAGGGCAGUCAUCAGUUGUAGCCAGGCACCAUCUAGUUCUUCUGGUCUCAGGAUGAUGUAGUCUCUGGUUCUUGUGGCCCUUUCUCUCUCUUGGGCUCGUAAUCAGCUUGUGUCCUUGGUGUUUUUCUUUCUCCUUUGAUCCAGGUGGGUUGAGACCAAUUGAUGCAUCUUGGCUGUUGCUAGCAUUUAAGACCCCAGACACCACACUCUUCAAAGUGGGAUGCAGAAUGUUUUCUUAAUAGAUUUUAUUAUGCCAAUUGACUUAGAUGUCCCCUGAAACCAUGGUCCGCAGACCCCUGCCUCUGCUACUCUGGCCUUCGAAGCAUUCAGUUUAUUCAGGAAACUUCUUUGCUUUUGGUUUAAUCCAGUUGUUCUGACCUCCCCUGUAUUGUGUGCUGUAUUUCCCUUCACCUAAAGUAGUUCUUAUCUACGAUCUAAUUAGUG
This is a messenger RNA of Loxodonta africana (African savanna elephant), 6040 nucleotides long. It is a transcript of the gene TMEM74, whose product is annotated as transmembrane protein 74. NCBI's taxonomy places the organism in Eukaryota, Metazoa, Chordata, Mammalia, Proboscidea, Elephantidae. The transcript has 2 exons. The record is from RefSeq and is a predicted model, not a curated record. Bases 151 to 1068 code for a protein of 305 amino acids.